AUGGCUGCGAACUCCAUCCUCGCCAACGGCGGCAAGGGGCCGUCGCCCGGCCGCCUCGCGGCGGUGUACAGCGAGGUGCAGACUAGCCGCCUCAACCACUCCCUCCCCCUCCCCUCCGUCGUUAGGGGACCCUUCAAGAUCGUGGACGGCCCUCUGAGCUCCGCCGCCGGGAACCCCGAUGAGAUCAAGAAGCUGUUUCCUAAUCUUUUCGGCCAGCCCUCCGCCACGCUAGUUCCGACGGGUUCCGCUCCUUCGGAGAUGGCUGGGAGUCUUAAGGUCGGAGUGGUGCUCUCUGGAGGCCAGGCUCCCGGUGGGCACAAUGUCAUCUCUGGGAUCUUUGAUUACUUGCAGGAUCGAGCCAAGGGGAGCACGCUGUACGGAUUCAAGGGAGGUCCAGCAGGGAUCAUGAAAUGCAAAUACAUGGAGCUCACUUCAGAGUACAUCUAUCCUUAUAGAAAUCAGGGUGGAUUUGAUAUGAUCUGCAGUGGAAGGGACAAAAUUGAAACUCCAGAACAGUUUAAGCAAGCUGAAGAGACAGCCUUGAAACUUGAUUUGGAUGGACUUGUUGUGAUUGCUGAUACUUCUACUCGUAGAGAUGAUGAUGCCGUCGACCCUUGA
This is a messenger RNA of Phoenix dactylifera (date palm), 618 nucleotides long. The record is from RefSeq and is a predicted model, not a curated record. Lineage: Eukaryota; Viridiplantae; Streptophyta; Magnoliopsida; Arecales; Arecaceae.